AUGUUUUCGGCAACAAAAGAUUUCAUGAACAAAGAAGCACCUCCAAAUUAUGUUGCAGGCUUGGGUAGAGGUGCAACUGGUUUUACCACACGUUCAGAUAUAGGGCCUGCCAGAGAAGGACCUACUGAUUUCAGAUUCCAAGAUCCCGAUAAUGAAACAGGUCUUUUUGCUUCUGCACCAUAUGAAGAAGAUGACGAAGAAGCAGAUAAGAUUUACGAAGCAAUUGAUUUGAAAAUGGAUGAGCGUAGAAAAGCUAGAAGAGAAGCUCGUGAAAAACAAGAAUUGGAAAAAUAUCGUGCAGAAAGACCAAAAAUUCAACAACAAUUUGCUGAUUUAAAAAGAGGCCUUGCUGCUGUUACAGAUGUUGAAUGGGCAAAUUUACCAGAAGUUGGUGAUCUUGUUGGAAAAAAUCGUAAAAAAACUAAUUUAAGAGAAAGAUAUUAUGCUGUCCCAGAUUCACUGUUGGAAAAAUCUAGAGAAGAUAAUCAAUAUAUUACCACUUUGGACGCUCAACAACAAAAAUUUGGCGGUUUCCAAACACCUGCACCAGAUUCUGGAAUGAUGACUAAUUUUAUCGAGAUUGGACAAGCAAGAGAUAAAGUUCUAAGUUUGAAAUUGGAUCAAAUUUCAGAUUCUGUUAGUGGUCAGACUACUGUUGAUCCAAAAGGCUAUUUAACAGAUUUAAAUAGUGUAGUUAUUAAAAGUGAUGCUGAAAUAGGUGAUAUCAAGAAGGCUCGGCUUUUAUUGAAUUCGGUAAUUUCAACAAAUCCAAAACACGCGCCUGGUUGGAUUGCAGCAGCACGUUUAGAAGAAGUUGCUGGUAAAUUAUCACAAGCUAGAACUAUAAUCGCUAAAGGCUGUGAAGAAUGUCCUAAAAAUGAGGACGUAUGGUUGGAAGCAGCUCGCUUGAACAAUGCUGAUACUGCUAGAACUAUAUUAGCAAAUGCUGUUAGGCAUCUUCCACAAUCAGUUAAAAUUUGGUUGCAAGCUGUAAAAUUAGAAACUGUUCCUAAAAAUCAAAAACAAGUUCUUAGGAGGGCGUUAGAAUUUGUACCCAAUUCUGUGAAACUUUGGAAAGCCGCUGUCAAUAUGGAAGAAGACCCAGCUGAUGCUUGUAUAUUGUUGGGUCGUGCAACUGAAUUGGUUCCUCUUUCUGUUGAUUUGUGGUUGGCGCUUGCAAGACUUGAGAGUUAUGAAAAUGCCAAAAAAGUCCUUAAUCGUGCUCGUACUUUUAUACCCACAUCCCAUGAAAUAUGGAUAGCAGCAGCUCGCCUUGAAGAACAACAAGGAAACGAAAAAAUGACAGACAAAAUCAUUGCUCGUGCAGUAACUGUCCUAUCAGAAAAGGGUACUGUUUUAGGUAGAGAGCAAUGGUUACAAGAGGCUGAAAAAUGUGAAAAAGAGGGUAGCAUUGGAACUUGCCAAGCCAUGGUAAGAAAUACUAUUGGUAUGGGAAUUGAACAACAAGACAAAAAAGCUAUUUGGAUGGAAGAUGCUGAAAGUUGUGUGUCACAUGGCUCAAUUGAAACCGCUAGAGCUAUAUAUGCUCAAGCGUUAAAAACUUUCCCUGGUAAAAAAUCAAUCUGGAGAAGAGCUGCCUUUCUUGAAAAGUCGCAUGGCACAAGAGAAUCCUUGGAAGAAUUACUUCAACGUGCUGUAAGAUUUUGUCCACAAGCUGAGGUCCUUUGGUUAAUGGGAGCUAAAGAGAAAUGGUUAUCUGGUGAUGUUAAUGGUGCAAGAUAUAUUUUAACUGAGGCUUUCAAAGCCAACUCAAAUAGCGAACAAAUAUGGCUAGCUGCUGUGAAACUAGAAGCUGAAAAUGGAGAAUAUGAACGUGCAAGAGUUUUGUUACAAAGAGCUAGAGAACAAGCAGGCACAGAAAAAGUAUGGAUGAAAUCCAUUGUGUUGGAACGUCAACUUAAUAAGAUAACAGAAGCUUUGUCUAUGUUGGAUGAAGCUUUACAAAAGUUCCCUACUUUUGAUAAACUUUGGAUGAUCAAAGGACAAAUCGAAGACGAAAAUGGUGACAUACAAACAGCAAGGGCGACCUACUUAAGAGCUGUAAAAAAUUGUCCAAAAUCGGUCACUUUGUGGAUUUUGGCUUCACGUUUAGAAGAAAAGGCAGGAAUAUUAAUAAAAGCUAGGGCUACUCUAGAAAGAGGCCGCUUAUUAAAUCCAAAAAUACCUGAAUUAUGGUGCGAAUCUAUUCGAGUUGAAUUAAGAGGUAACAACGUUAAUAUGGCAAAGGCCCUAUUGUCAAAAGCUUUACAAGAAUGUCCAAACUCAGGUUUAUUGUGGUCAGAGGCAAUCUUUAUGGAACCUCGACCACAACGUAGAACCAAAUCAGUAGAUGCCUUAAAAAAAUGCGAUAACGAUCCAAUAGUAAUUACCACAGUGGCACGACUAUUUUGGUUAGAGCGUAAAGUCGAUAAAGCACGUACAUGGUUUGAAAAGGUCGUAAAAGUGGAUCCUGAUUGUGGUGAUUCAUGGGGUUGGUUCUAUAAGUUUGAAUGUCAACAUGGAACAGAGAAACUACAAGAAGACGUGAUAUCACGAUGUGUUGCUGCUGAACCUCACCAUGGUGAAUAUUGGCAAUCAGUUGCAAAAGAUAUGAAAAAUGUUGGCAAAAAUACGGAAGAGAUUUUAAAAAUUGUUGCUAAUGUUCUUCCAUAA
Entrophospora sp. SA101 is the source of this 2673-nucleotide messenger RNA. The record is from the annotation of a GenBank genome assembly. NCBI's taxonomy places the organism in Eukaryota, Fungi, Glomeromycota, Glomeromycetes, Entrophosporales, Entrophosporaceae.